This is a messenger RNA of Xenia sp. Carnegie-2017, 881 nucleotides long. RefSeq names its product UPF0598 protein CG30010-like. Bases 182 to 751 code for a protein of 189 amino acids. Lineage: Eukaryota; Metazoa; Cnidaria; Anthozoa; Malacalcyonacea; Xeniidae. The record is from RefSeq and is a predicted model, not a curated record. The transcript is spliced from 3 exons.
AUUUCAUUAUUUCCAAGUACAAGUGUACGUCAAAAUGUCAACAAAAGUUAAAUGAAUUCAAAUAAUCAAUGAAACAAGCAAGCUAUUAAUUUUUGCGACCAAAACUGAAAUGUUUUAUGAUGUUUUCACCGUGCAGUAAACAUUUGAAACACAUUGCGUUCAAAGUAUCUUCGAUGCAUUUAUGCUUUCGGAUUCGGAGUGUUUCAACCUAUGUGCAAGGGCAAAGUCCUUCAAAAAUGUACGAGAAUACUUUUAUUUUAUCGACCACCAAGGACAGUUAUUUCUACAUGAUGCUAGAAUAAAGAACUUUACAUCCUGCUUUAAAGAAAAUAGGUUUUUGACAUUUUUCUUCAAACGUAUGAAAGCAAAUGAGACAGAAAGAUACACAGAUUUUCCUUACAUAUCACCUUGUGGAAAGGAGAUGAACUACAUCCAGUGCGAUGAUAGACCAGUUGUUUUUACUUCCAUAGUUGAAGAUAAUGGCAAUUCUGGUGAACUACUAACUAUAAAUAAUACUCAAAAUAUCACUGCUUUCUUUGAUCCUACAAAGAUAUGCAUGUUCCCUAAGACGGGCAGAAUAUACCAUCCAGCUGAUGAAAAAUAUGGUGGAGUGGGACUAAUUAAAUCGAGUCUUGCAAUCCAACUCAGUCAAUAUUUUGAAUUUGCAAAUAAUGAAGAUAAUCCACCGACACAUUUCAACUGGAAUGGUAAACUACAUUCUCUUGAUUACUCUUGGAUUAUGAAUUGUUAAAAACAGUUUUUUCAUGGUACCAUUAUAAACACAAAUAUGUUUUGCUUUAUUCUAUAUAUCAUUUAUUUAUGUAUAUAAGUAUGUAUAGUAUUAAUGCUAUAAAAAAUGGAUUAAAGUAUCACACUCUUAA